UCGACCCAGCAGCGUCCGUGGCAACGCGCCCUUCCGAAUUCCAGGAGGCAGGAGGUCGUUCAUUCCAACGCCGACCGAGGUAAAGCGGGUCUCGCUGCAGUUUCUGCAUUUUUCUUUUUCCGGUAAAAUAUGCCAGGCGACGCCAGCUCGACCGGUCUCAUAGCGGCGCGGGUGCGACCAGUUUACAGACCUCAGCCCAAGAAAGUGGAGCUUUCUGGCUCGACCACGCCCGCGCCGUUCACGUUGAAGCCGUUUGCUGGGCUGUUCAACCCUUACCCUUACGGAUGUUCGGUUCUGUGCAACCAUCCGGCCGAUUGCGAGGCAAAGGAAGUCGUGAGAAGAGCCAAGGACACUUGGGCCACCGAGGGGAAGGCUCUCCUCCUACCGGUGGAAAUGGAGCUGAUCCGGAAGUCGCUCUUGGCAGGUGGUCGGAUUCACCUGGAAGAGGCUUCCGGAAAAGGGAGUCGCACCGUGGACGGGUCGGCGAUCGUGCCGGAAGAGCUUUUCAGGAAGUACACGGACACCGACUCGCGGCCUCUGACCCCGACCCCGACCCUGGCCAGUGGUCCACCCUUGUCGUACCGACCAACGCUCGACGACGCCUCGACGACCUGCAACUUUCGCGAGAGGACGACCCUGGUGCUCGAUCUCAGAGCCAACCAGCAAGACCAGGAGACCGAAACUCUGAGUUGGCACACCCUGACUUUGGAGCCGCCGCCGACGUUUCGCCGGACCCAGGUCACCAUCUCCAAGCCAGCUUCGCGUCAACUACCGUCGACUGCGUCGAUGAAUCCUUCGUUACCUCCCGAAGAACACCCGCCUGCGAUCGAGGAGCUCAGCGACAGACGUCUUCAGGAUUCCUCCAGAAACGCUUCCGGAGAUGGCGGAAGCGAAAGCGAGGAGGUUCCCAUGCGUCGCCGAGGGAAGAAACUGCGAAAACGAAAAUGCAGAAGAGGUUCGACGUAUGGUCAGCAAAGAGAGGUCAGGGACCCACCCGAACCGGUGGAAACUCAGGUGUCCCAGGUCGAUGAUGGAUCCAGAGCUGGGUCAGCAAGGGCCUCGAUGGGGGACGCCAGUGUCCCGACGACGCCACCACCCGUGUCGCCGUUGCCUAUUUCGGAACCGCGGGCGCCUUCCAGCUUCAUCGACGUUCGCCUUCUUAAACACCUAGCCAGGGAACUGGAUGCGGACAAAGUGGAAGAGGAGUUCGAUCUCAAGAGGAGACUCGCCUUGGAGGAGGCGCUGCGAGUGAAGACGGAGGUGCAUCCCGUUCCAAGAACGCCGAGACCGAGUUCCGGCCAGCCGGGUGAGAUAGUUCCCAGAGUCUUUUCCCGACAGAGCGCGAGAUUCGAGAUCCUGGGCAGUCAGAGCCUCGUCGGUCUGACACCCCUGGGGUAUCUCGGCAAACACGUGUCUCCCAUCCCCGAGAGGAAGUUCUUGUAUGGGCGGGCCUUCAAGAGAAGGUACGAAGAAACGCCGGAAGGGGAAAGAUACGUUCUGCCGGAAGGGGUCAGACCCGGUCUUCGGGAAGUGAUGGGCAAGCCGCUGACCGAGGAACAGUGGGAGCGUUUUCGGCAGCUCGUUGGCGAAAUUAAGGAGCCCCUUAAUUUUAGAUCGUGGUGCGGCGUGUGUGCCGUCUGCGAGAGAUUGUUCACGCCGCUUCCUCCCUAUGGGGUCGACCCCCCGCUGUGGAUCGAAAGGGCGGACUUUAAGGCGCUGGAACGGAGACUCGAGGAUGUGGAGGUGGACCCAAGACUCGCGCGGCUUCUGCGAGAAAUCCGCAACGCUUGAGCCUGGAAACGAUCUUAGUUCGAAUCGUAUCGAUCGCGUAACAAAUUGCUAGCACGAAGUCGAACACCGGGUGCUGCGUCUCGCGAUUCGCAAAUUUUCGUCGACAGGUCCGAAGGGCU
Molecule: messenger RNA, 1910 nt
Organism: Orussus abietinus
Lineage: Eukaryota; Metazoa; Arthropoda; Insecta; Hymenoptera; Orussidae
Exons: 8
Coding region: 130-1791 (553 amino acids)
Source: RefSeq, a predicted model, not a curated record